Phytophthora nicotianae INRA-310 is the source of this 315-nucleotide messenger RNA. RefSeq lists its product as hypothetical. Bases 1 to 315 code for a protein of 104 amino acids. Lineage: Eukaryota; Oomycota; Peronosporomycetes; Peronosporales; Peronosporaceae. The record is from RefSeq and is a predicted model, not a curated record. The transcript is spliced from 2 exons.
AUGCUCUACUUCGGCUACAUGGCGGUCAUCUCGGGCGCGCUGGCGCUGCUGACGGGCGCAGUGGGCGUCGGUGCCUCGCUGUGGUUCACGCGCAAGAUCUACGCGUCCAUCAAGGUUAAAGCAGUGAAAAGUGGUGUCGCCCCACCUGCAGCCAGUGCUGUCAGUGUGACGAGUAUUGGUAUGAAGCGCAAGAGUGCAGACGAUAUCGCCGAGUGGUCACAACGCCAAUGUGAAACUAAAGAGCAGGAGACUGGUACAACAACUGCUCAAGAGGUAGAUGAUUUUUCACAGAAGAAAUACCCAUCUGCCCGUUAA